AUGGAGAAUCCGGAGCGAAAACAAGAGGAGGAAAUGGGACACGGGGCGGUUUCCAGGCUCCCCCCUCCCCUCCGUACUCCAGAUAAACAACCCGCGGCUGCGGCGCCCACCCCCGCGCUCCUCCCCGCGCCGGACCCGGCCUCUCCGCCGCCUGCCGGCGCGCCCCGCUCCCGGCCCGCAAAGGGGGCGUGGCCCCUCCUUACUAUGCGGUGCGAGGACCCAACAACAUUCCAGCCGCCGCGGCCCCGCCCCCCGGGCCCCGCCCCGCCGGCUGGGCCGCCGCCCCCCCGGUCCUCUCGGCCACACCCCCUUCCCAACUACUUAAAAGGCCGCUCCAGCGGCUCCGCGUUCCCUGUUCGGUGCCAGGGUGUUGGAGUUUCUGGGCUCCGGACUCCGGGGAGCGGCUCAGUGGUUCCGCCCUCCGAAACCGGGGCGAAUGGAGAAGCCAGCCAGCCAGCCAGCCAGCCAGGCAGACCUGGGUUCGAGUCAGUUACGGUUAGCAGAAUAGAUAUGUUCAUCUUACAGAAGCAGCAGCAGCAGCGUGGUCUGGAAAGAACAAGAGGUACCUUUGCCCCAUGUGUCGACGCCAAGUGUCCAUCAGUGUUCUUUUGCCCAGGGGUGCAGUGGCUCAGCCAGAAAUGCAUGUGAGACGACGGUGAUACAUGCGUCGUGAGACGACUCGUCCUUGGCAUGUGAAUACAGUCUGGUAUGUUCUAUCGCGUGUGAUGCCUUCCGUGUCUGAGUUUUGUUUUUUAAAGUAGGGUGUUGCCGUUAGCCCUCGUUGGCCUUGAACCUACGUUGAUUCCCCUGCCUCGGCCCCCCUGAAU
Molecule: messenger RNA, 827 nt
Organism: Peromyscus leucopus (white-footed mouse)
Lineage: Eukaryota; Metazoa; Chordata; Mammalia; Rodentia; Cricetidae
Product: proline-rich protein HaeIII subfamily 1-like
Exons: 4
Coding region: 1-648 (215 amino acids)
Source: RefSeq, a predicted model, not a curated record